This is a messenger RNA of Contarinia nasturtii (swede midge), 5395 nucleotides long. RefSeq names its product zinc finger protein ush (gene ush). Bases 767 to 4213 code for a protein of 1148 amino acids. NCBI's taxonomy places the organism in Eukaryota, Metazoa, Arthropoda, Insecta, Diptera, Cecidomyiidae. Gene Ontology annotation, molecular function: RNA polymerase II-specific DNA-binding transcription factor binding. Gene Ontology annotation, cellular component: nucleus. The record is from RefSeq and is a predicted model, not a curated record. The transcript is spliced from 12 exons. Gene Ontology annotation, biological process: cell differentiation; heart development; positive regulation of transcription by RNA polymerase II.
AUUGAAAACAAUUUUGGGAGUUUGCAAUGAAAUUCAAUUGAAAAAUGAAAUCAAGUGAAUCGUUUUCUAUACGAACGCCAUUUGUAGCAGUUAUUGAACAAUAAUAGUGUUUGCGAUAGUGAAAACGUGAUUUAUUUCGGAGUGUGUAACAACAGUAUAAAAGAAAUAACAAAAAGAAAACCAGUUGCAUGAAAAAAGCGAUAAAUUUAUUGACACACAACUUAAAAAUGCAUAUAAUAAUUCCGUUCUUAUAUCAUUAACGUCGUUCUAAAAAUUUCAAAAGAGCCAAUAUGCACAUGCAUAAGAAUCGGUACUGAUUUAUUUAAGAAUUAAUGUUAACGUAAACAUCAGCCAGCGGUGAAUAUAAUUGUUUUUGUUUUUGUCAUUAUGAGACGUUAUUUGAUGCUGAGAUUUUCGAAGCGUGAUUUUGUGCACAGAUUUAGAAGUCAAGAUAAAUAAACGUAAUAAAUAUUUGUUAUCAUUGUUAUUGAAUGUCGCCUUCGAUUUCAACUUGGAAUCGCUAAACGCGAUCAACAAACAUAAACACAAUAAAUCAGCUAAAUGACCAAAGGUAGCAAGUCGCUUUUUUCUCAACACGACACAUAGACUGGCUUGGUUUAUUUUGAUUUAAAAUUGAAUCGUUAAAACACUGUAUUAAGCAAAUAAAAACUAAAAUCGCACACCCUCAGAAAUCAAAUGAAAGCAGAACAAAAUUCAACCGUAAAUCAAUUCUAAAAUUAGAUGAGUUUUUCUAGUGUACAGCAUAAUGUCCCGAAGGAAACAAUCAAAUCCAAAACCACUGCUAAAAAACGAAAGCGAAAAUUCAGUACGAAACAUGGCUAUAUUACAACAAGAUCCAGAAAGCAUUUCAACCGAAAUAGACGACGAACAGAGUACAGUGGCCAGCGACGAUAACACAUUAGCGCGGUCACAAUCAAUUAGCGAAAGUGAUAAAAAAGAUACGCCUGCGAAUGAUGCAUCGCCAUUAUCAUUAGAAACGAGUUCGCACAGCAGCACUCCUGCCACAUCGACAACACCCAUUGCAUCACCAAACUUACCGAUCGAUAUAAAAAUUGAGACGAAAACCACUGGCUCAACUGAAUUGAAUAGUACCAAUAUUGAACUACCAAAAUUGCGAUUGAAUAUAACGCUUGCAUCGGAUCCAGCAUUGCAGCCAGAAGCAAAAGAUAUACAAAGUAUACGAGCGAAUACGGUUGAAAAUUACGAAACUGAAUCAAACUGUGAUGAUGAAAUACAAGAAGAUUCCAUAUCACCGCCCAUACUUUUGCACGAAGAUAAUGGACCACCACCUGAAAAGAUUCGUAGACGACAUGAUUCAACGUUUCGGCCAUCUGGAAAUAAAUUUGUUGUUAAUUUGCAACAAAACAUUAACCCAGCCGACAUCCUUCCACGAGUGCCAGCAUUCAUUUGUCAACCGUGUGGCAUUAAAUUCUCAUCCAUUUCAACACUGGAGGCUCAUCAAACAUUCUACUGCACUCACAACAAAAAAGAUACCGAAGACUCGAAUAAUCCACUGAAAGUGAUAUUAGUCGAUGACGGCAGCAGCACUGAAUCAGCAACAAAAACUGUUCGCACCACCAAACAAUAUGGAUGUAAUCAAUGCUCGUAUAGUGCUGAUAAGAAAGUUUCAUUAAAUCGUCACAUGCGAAUGCAUCAAACAUCACCAACCUCCAGUUCGGUCACAUCGAAUGGUGAUGAUUGUUCUAGUCAAAUUCAACCAUCUCUACAGCAACCACAACAACCAAUACAGUUGCAUCAAGUCGACCGAUACUGUACGGAUUGUGACAUUCGAUUUUCAAAUACAAAAACAUUUCGUGCUCACAAAGAAUUUUAUUGUGGUAAUAGACAUCGAGAUGGACCGGGUCCACCCACUUCUUCUACAAAAAACGUCACCCAAAAAACCGUUCAACCGAAAACCACGGAGGAGAAUAACAAAUUUCCAGAAACGAUCGGACCAACUCAACCCUUUUUGGCACUACCUACAACGCCCAUUAUUAUCAUACCAUAUUCUUUGAUUCGAGGAGCAAAUGUAUUGCCAGGACCUUUGAGUGUAUCGGCUGGAAUAGCGAAUCCCGAUUUGAAUUGUUAUGUUUUGCAAAAUGGAUCAUUGCAACCAAUAGCUCAAGCCAUUUCAGUACCAAGUGUAAGUAAGGGGCAAUCGACAAGACCACAAACACCCGUCGCCAAGACAUCGACACAACCAAGCGAUUCAGAAGUUAGUCCAAAUCAUCUAGAAACAACAUCGAAAGUUGCUAAACGAAACACAAAUAGCCGAGAGGGAAAUACAACGCCAUUGGACUUAUCGGUACGACGGUUAUCUGUCGACCGUUCGUAUAGAGAACGUUCGGCAUCAAUUUCAUCUUCUAUAUCGGGUGACUUACAGCGAACAAAUAUUGAUGCUCUAAAUGAUGGCAAAGAGAACCUAUUACUAAACAGCAGUAACUCUGCAUCGCCGGAGCAAAUUGUUUGUGCACCAUCAUUGCCCGGAUCUCCACCCCCAUUGACUCCAUCACCAAAACGUAGCUCGAGCAGUCCACGUGGUAUUCUAACGCUGUCACCAAGCUCUCUUGCUUCUAGUCUUCAUUUGAAUCAACCAAAUGCGCAGACAGCUUCAACUAUUCUUCGACCAUUAUUGGUCAAUGAAUUAACGGCACGUAUGGCUGAUUCGAAUUCGGUUGCUGCAGUUUUAAAUUCUUCAGCACAGCACUUGCUUGAUGGUCAAAACUUCGAUUUAGCUCUAAAUAUCGCAACAAAUGUAAACAAUGUUCCGUUACCAAUUGCAAAAACAACAUCACCAAUUGCAGUAGCGGCUGGCAUUACAAAAAAACAAAUUGUUGGUGCAUCAACCGCAUUGCCGCUGGUUCAACCACAAAUUUUUGUAAAGCAAGGUGUAUCAAAAUGCAAAGAGUGUAACAUUGUGUUUUGCAAAUAUGAAAACUAUUUGGCACAUAAAAAACACUACUGUUCGUCAAGAAAUAUUGAAGAAAAUACAGAAGGAAAAGUAAAACCAAGUCCACCCACAUCCCCACUGGCAGCAGCGAAUCAAACUGGAAACUCGGCUGGAACAAUACACGGUGCAUAUCAACAAUUAAUUUGUGCGGCUUGUGGAAUUAAAUUUACAUCACUUGACAAUUUAAAGGCGCACCAAACAUAUUACUGCACAAAAAGAAUUGAAGUUCCAGCGGUGGUCAAGGAUAAAUGUACCAAAUGCAAAAUGUUCCAUGAUGCAUCGCAAACGUGCGCUACUACGAAUCAGAAUCUUUUUAAAUGCCCUGUGUGUGAUGUGGUCAGUGCAAAUUCAACUGAAUCUCGUAAGCAUUUAGAAACGCACGCUGGUGUCAAAGCAUUUAGAUGCACAAUCUGUGGAUACAAAGGCAAUACAUUGCGUGGAAUGCGCACACAUAUUCGAAUGCAUUUCGAUAAAAAGACAAACGAUUUCAAUGAAGAAAAUUACAUAUCAUGUACCUUGGAUGACGAAAAUGCUGAAGCUGCUGCAACUAUAUUACCUUCACCUACACUAUUGAAUCAAGCUGCAUCACCUGAGAAUGCUCAGCCAGCGACCACAGCUGCUAUCGCACAAACAUAUCACUGUGAAAAAUGCACCUACACAUCAAUAUCUAAGGGAAAUUUGAUUCGACACAUAAAAAUUGCACACUCAACUGAUGAACAAAUUCCGUCGUCUAUAAUUUCGUCUCCUUUAAUUGGGGAAGGUGACGAGAGCUUAUUGUGCGAUGCUGAAACUGAUACACAAAAUUCAGCUAGAGUAAUUGUGAAAACGGAACCAUCAGAAUCAAAAUCUUCGGAUCGAUCACCAAUUCUUAUUCCAGAAUCAAAUGAUAUUGUCAUGAAUACCAUAAAAAUUGAGAAUGUCGAAAUCUCGGACAACGAAGAUGACGAAAAGAGUUCCGAUAUCGCCGAUUCUGAUUCGGCUCGAACAUUCCAAAGAAGUUCACACGUAACGAGAACACUUUUAAGUGGUGUAACAACAGCCAAUUCAAUUUCAUUAAAUGCAUCCACAUCUGGAGACGACAAUAAAUAUUGUCAUGUUUGCGACAUCAAGUUUAAGUAUAUGAGUUCAUAUAUUGCUCAUAAAAAAUCGUAUUGCCGAAAUGUUCCAAAUGAAUUGGAUAUUGGACCAGUCACACCAAAUCCACCAAGAUCGUCACCAAACCAGACAUCAGUCGUUACAUAAACAAUGAGCGUUACAUUUGUUUCAUUUUCAAUACACUUGUUUACCGAAAAUCGUUACUUUGAAAAUAAUAUUUGUUUGAUGUUUAGUUUUCGUAGAAGAUAUGUAGGUUUUUAACUUUAAACAAAUCAAAUAAUACACAUGACAUAAGAAACUAUUAAACAUGACGUUUACAGGAAUAAAGAAUGCGAUUUAUGCAUUCCUAAUUUAAUCGUUACUAACACAUAAAAUGUAUUCAGUAUAGUCUAUAUAUAUAAGUCUAUGUAUCAAUACACAAAAAUCGAACGCAUUCUUUCGUUGGCGUCAAAACGGUAAAAAUUAUUAUUUUCUAAACACUAAGGAAUUUCAUAUAUGAGAGAUGCAUGUGAUCCCAUAAUAAACUAAAUACGAAUUGAUAGCUUAAAUGCGCAUUCAUGUGGCGAUUAUUUAAUGAAAAAAUAAAAAUAAAAUGAUACCGGAACAAUCGACUGAACCUAACACAUAAUUAUAAAAACUAAAUAAGAAUUAUCUACUUGAUUCAAAUUCGGCACAUUUAAACCAUAUAUCACUAAAGGUAGUGUGUAUCCGUUCCAAGAUCCACAAUACUCUGCAUCAUCAUUUUCAAUUUCUUGUUAGAAAUAAUCAAUGAAAUAAAUUCUUGAUUCAAAGUUCAAGAGAAUUUAAAUUGAAAUAUAUUAGUAAAAAGAUCUCAUUUCAUAAAUUUGGCCAUGCGAAUAGUGACGAACGAAAUGCAGUAAUACCCAUUUCUCUACUUAAAAAAACACUUUCAAUUUAUUUUCGUUUUUUUAAAUAUGGCAUAGCCAUAAUAUUUGCCAAUGAAGAAAAAUAUCCAAGACUUUUUGCCAUAUUUGAAAUAAAUUUGUAACUUUGCAUAAGAGCUAAAAGCAUUCUAAUCCAAAUAUAAAUCGAUAUGCAUUUAUGACAAUUGUCAUUCAAGCCAAAUCGGAUACCGACAUGGCAAUUUUACAUUUAGAUUAGCAUUUGACAUUAUACAAAUAAUCGAUCUUGAAAUAAUCACACUGGAGAGUUAGAAAUAAAAGGCAGAAUAGCCAGAAGUUGGAGGUAGACGAUAAUCAAAAUAAAAACGAGAAAGAUUCUUAUUAUACAUGUAUGUAUUUAUAAUCAUAAUUAGUUUUGAAUGCAAAAAGAAAUUGACAAUAAAUAAUUUAAUAAUACCACAUUGAA